AUGCGUCUGGCAGCCGAAUUUCAGACCUCAGGGUACCCGGAUCCAGCCCCGUUCGCAUUUGCCCCUGGCAACAGGCCCGACAUGUUGGAGCAAUGGGAACAUAGUGGUGAUGAGCGGAGCGCGCCGAAGCCAGCCUCGGCGGCUGUGCCAAGUGCGGGUAAGCUCAUGGGCAAAGAUGCAAAGCAGGGCAAGACUUGGAAGAAUGUCACAGACGACGAAGUCGAUGACUACGUGAAGAGGGUCAGUCAUACGAGCUUGCAUCACGUGUGCACAUGCCCGAUGUCAAAGCAUGAGAAGUCUGGAGUCAUAGACCAGAAGCUCCGCGUCUAUGGGUUCAGGAACUUAGGAUCACUGAUGCAAGCCUCUUUCCUCGGGUCUCUACUAGCCACACCAUGA
This is a messenger RNA of Diaporthe citri, 396 nucleotides long. RefSeq lists its product as uncharacterized. The transcript has a single exon. Gene Ontology annotation, molecular function: oxidoreductase activity, acting on CH-OH group of donors. The record is from RefSeq and is a predicted model, not a curated record. The coding region runs from base 1 to 396 and encodes 131 amino acids. Lineage: Eukaryota; Fungi; Ascomycota; Sordariomycetes; Diaporthales; Diaporthaceae.